AUGGACACCGCCUGUGCUUUCCCUGGCCUCGAGGAAGAGGAACAGAUUCUCGGCCCACUCGAGCUCGAGCCUGAAAAGUGCGACUCGCCAGCUUUCGAGACGCGUAAGGCCAAGGGAGUCGCUAACGCUGAGAAAGAGAAGCUUGCUGCUGCGGUCACCAGGUUUUCUCGGGGCUUUGAUGUCGCUGCCUUCCAGCAGGAGGCUGCAUCUUGGUUUCCCAAGUUGAAGGGUGACUUGUUCCCUGGUUCCUACAGUCACCUCUUGAUCAUCCUUUUUGGCACUUUAGAUGAAGUACAGGAUACCCAGGCUUCCUUGGCGAGAUGGCUCCACGACCACUACCCGUGCUUCUCACUAGUUGCAGGCGAACCCAACAUCCUCGAUGAGUCUAUGUUUGGCUCAGAAAUUGAGAUGAUGAGAAAGCUGCUGGCACCCUUGCGUGGCGAGGACAGCAAGAUCUAUUGGAUCAAUACGAGACUUCAGGACACCACUGCAUCCCGCCACCAGCUUGAAGCAGCCGUAAGCGUGAUCGAAGGGUUCAAGCACGAUCUUCUCAGUGCGGUUGAACAGGACAACGAGAGUAAAACCAUCUACAGUGCUCUGCCGGUUGGACAGGAACGCAUGUCUGCCAUUAGCUCGAGACAGAGUCGCCUCGAUGGCUGCAAGGGUACCCUUAGCUGGGACGGUUUUCUGAAGAGAAACAUUGAAUUUACGUCCUUCUUCCACCUUUACAAGAACCACAUCUGCAAAACGCAGCCGCAGAAGGCAAAGAGAUACAGAUGGUUGCCGCCCAACUCGCCUGUUAUCCCUCGCUCCUCUCCUGAUGAGAUGGAUGCCGAUUGCUUGUGCAGCUGGCCCAUGGAAGUCCCCGAGAAUGGAAUACUCGACUUCAUGCUCAAGACGGCGCUGUGGCUCGGCCUGGCGAGAGGAUUGUCCCCCGUCCAUCUCUUCUGUGAUAUUGUGAAACAUUUCUCUCGUUUUGAGCCCAAUGUCAACGCCAGUAACUCUCACAUUGCGCUCUUGUGCCAGCUCACCAAGCUCAGGGUCUCUUGUGAUGGAAUUAAGUCUCGCAUGCCCACCCCGCUUCCUUACCAGGACAAGUUCUUCUUUGAGUACAACCCGGCUUUCUUCAUGGAUGUCUCGGCAUCCAACAAUGAUGUGGCGACUGAUCUUUACGACAAAUUGACCCUGAUGGACACCAACAAUAUGAGGAAGUUUAAUCUUCAAAUGCCCCCUCGUCCCCGUCAGAUUCGUGGCAAGAAGACGCACAAUUCGCAGCUCUCAGUGAUCUCUGGAAGUCUCGCUGGACAGACUGAGAUGCAGCUUCCUGCCUUUCAACUGAAGCACAAGUUGGUCGAUCUUCCGGCAAGUGCAGUUCUCGCUGACCUCCCAAAGCCACCUCCUACAAGGUACUUCUCUGUCGAAGGAAGCGCAUUGAUCCACAGAUACUUUAGCAGCUGGCGUGCGGAACAGAGCGCUUACGCCGAUGUACUUUCCAUGUACGAAGAUCAUUCCACCAUCUAAGGGUUCGAGGUGCUGCCAUCAAUGUCUGUCGAUAUCUGAAAAUCAAGUACUCACUCAACCUUUGCUGGUCUCAACAGUUUAGCCAUUCACCUUCCGGAUCGACCUGCAUCAACAAAACAACAAAAACAGUCGAAAACUCGCGAAAAUUCAGGAAAAACACAGUUUGGUGGUUUUUGAGGAUCAGUUCAGUCUCGACGAUGGUUUGGUCCUGGAUUGGUA
Messenger RNA from Aspergillus wentii DTO 134E9, 1740 nucleotides. RefSeq lists its product as uncharacterized. NCBI's taxonomy places the organism in Eukaryota, Fungi, Ascomycota, Eurotiomycetes, Eurotiales, Aspergillaceae. The record is from RefSeq and is a predicted model, not a curated record. Bases 1 to 1521 code for a protein of 506 amino acids. The transcript has 3 exons.